Molecule: messenger RNA, 1872 nt
Organism: Meira miltonrushii
Lineage: Eukaryota; Fungi; Basidiomycota; Exobasidiomycetes; Exobasidiales; Brachybasidiaceae
Product: DNA glycosylase
Exons: 2
Coding region: 1-1872 (623 amino acids)
Biological process (GO): base-excision repair; mismatch repair
Cellular component (GO): nucleus
Molecular function (GO): 8-oxo-7,8-dihydroguanine DNA N-glycosylase activity; purine-specific mismatch base pair DNA N-glycosylase activity; oxidized purine DNA binding
Source: RefSeq, a predicted model, not a curated record
AUGAGUGCUACUUCCGUUCGUCGAAAGAGCUCGUUGGCUGCUGAAAAGAGGAUGAGAUCACAGAUGGAGAAUGUCGAGGAGCUGAAUGGAAAAGUGCAAAAAUCAAAUGGCAAAGCAAAAAAGCACAAAUCAGGCGAGGAAUCGGAUUUUGAAGAUAAAGGAUCAUCUGAUCGCGACGAAGAACCAGAUGCAGAAAUGAUACUAUCACCAGACUCAAAGAGAACGAAGAAGCGAAAAAAUACCAGCCGGAAAGCUGAAACAACUAGCGAGCCUCCGUUUCGGCAGCAUCGAACUUUCUAUCACCGACCUCUAUUGCUGGAUGACCGCCAAUACCGCUCUGAUCUGCUAACGUGGUUCGAUUCAGUGAGUACGGCACGUUCGAUGCCAUGGCGUAAAGCAUGGAUAGAUCCAAAGACAUUCAAGAAUUCCGAUCAUUCUGAUUUACGUUCCGCUUUAGAACGUCGUUCAUACGAAGUUUGGAUAAGUGAAAUUAUGUUACAACAAACCAGGGUAGCGGUAGUGAUUGAUUAUUGGAACAAAUGGAUGGAUCGUUGGCCAACGAUACAAGAUCUCGCAAAUGCUUCGGCUGAUGAUGUGCUGAGUGCUUGGCGUGGAUUGGGUUAUUAUAGUCGUGCAACGAGGAUUCAUGAAGCUGCUAAGAAAGUUGUCAAUGAUUCACAAAUGCUAGGUCUACUGCCAAACACCGCAGAAGAAUUGCAAGCAAAAGUUCCGGGUGUGGGAAGGUAUACGGGAGGUGCAAUCAGUGCAAUCGUAUUUGGACAUGCUGAACCAAUGGUAGACGGAAAUGUACUCCGUGUAUUGGCAAGACAGACGGGUUUGUUCACAAAUGUGAAAACAAACAAAACCGCAAUCGAUGCACUAUGGGCAGCAGCAGAUGCACUGGUGAAAGCAGUUGCGAAAGAUCAUUCAAUUAAAAGUGAAUCGAGCGAUUCUUCUACGGAAGGUCUAGCUGUAAGCGAUGGUCCGGGUCGUUGGGGACAAGCUCUGAUGGAACUGGGAAGCACGGUCUGCACGCCGAAACCGGAUUGUGCCAAUUGUCCAAUCACAACAACUUGUCGUGCAUAUGCUGAAGGAGUUUCACUAGCAAAGAAAGCAAAGCUGAUGUCUAUAUCAUCACAGUCUGACCAGCCUGUAGGAGAUAUAGAAGAUCUGUGUUCCGUUUGUGAACCGUAUGAAGAAGUUACAAGCGUAAUCGAUGGGGAAUCUGAAGCGAAAGAAGAAGGACCGUCAGCUUCUGCCCCUCCGACCAAACCCAAAGCACGACAAGCAUCACUAGCAGCUUUUGCAUUCACAUCAAAGCCAAGAAAUGCAUCUAAGGCUCAGACGAAUCAACAGCCCGCAGGAGAAACAACAAAGCCCAGUGCGAAAGCGAUGGAAAUGAUUGUAGACCAUUGCAAAAAGUUCCCUGUAAAAGUGAUCAAGAAAGCCGUUCGAGAAGAAGAAACGAUCGUUUGUGCGAUUCGUAAUAAAGAUGGUAACUAUUUGAUCAACAAAAGACCCGAAAAAGGUUUAUUGGCAGGCAUGUGGGAAUUCCCUAGCAAUACACUACCGGACACGAACGAUAGUACUUCAAAAGACAGAAAGAAGCGAGCGGUAGACUUUCUUAAAACGAUUCUCAGCGAGGGAAACCUCUCAGAGAAACCUGUCGCAAAUGGGGAAUUGGGUAGCGUUCCUUGGCUGUUCUCGCAUUUAAAGCUUACGAUGCAUGUCUAUCUUUUUGAGAUAGACGAAUCCACCUCAGCCCUAAACGGAGCUCGGAACGCACGUUGGGCAUCUCAUGAUGAAGUUGAAGCUGAAUCAAUGGGAACUGGUAUGCGUAAAUGCUGGUCUCUAGUAAAAGAGAGACUGUAA